Quercus lobata is the source of this 1995-nucleotide messenger RNA. RefSeq lists its product as uncharacterized. Lineage: Eukaryota; Viridiplantae; Streptophyta; Magnoliopsida; Fagales; Fagaceae. The coding region runs from base 1 to 1995 and encodes 664 amino acids. The record is from RefSeq and is a predicted model, not a curated record. The transcript is spliced from 3 exons. Gene Ontology annotation, molecular function: DNA binding.
AUGGAAACAGAGACCGAGUCUACUCCAUCACAUGAAGUUGAUUCCAAUGUAGUGGAGUCUAGCUCAAGAGUAAGAGAAAAGGUUGAUCCGGCUUGGGAACAUUUUAGCCUUGGGGCAGAUGAGAAGGGACGGAAUACUUUUACAUGUGUGUAUUGUAGGAAAACAUAUAAAGGUGGGGGUAUUAAUAGGAUGAAAAAACACUUUGCGAGGAUUAAAGGUGAUAUUGGAUCGUGUCAUGAUAUGAGAUACCAAAUGUUGGAAUAUGUGAAGGAGGUUGAGUUGAAGAAAAAAGCUGAGAAACAACGUCAAGAAGAAAUGUUUAGUGUGGCUUCCACAAAUAGUGAUAUGCAAGAAGAUGAAGAUGUUCAAAAAGUAUUUAGUCGUGGGUUGCCUAAAAAACCUGUUUUAGGUAAAAGAAAGGGUACAAAUCUAGUGGAUAAUUACUUUGCUCCAAGAACUACUCCAGGAUCUCAACCUGGUCUUAAAAGUGUGUUCCAAAGUAAAGAAAUGGUGAGGCAAGCUGAUAUGGCUAUUGCAAGGUUUCUGUAUGACAAUUGCAUUCCUUUUAAUGUAGUGAAUUCAGUGUACUACCAAAGGAUGAUUGACGCCAUAGCUACUGCUGGUCCUAGUUACAAAAGUCCAUCUUAUCAUGCUAUACGGGCCCCUUUGUUGAGGGACCAAAAGAAAGAGGUUCAGUUGUUGGUUGAGUCACAAUUUAGGCAUUGGGCAGAAGUUGGAUGUACACUUAUAGCUAAUGGUUGGAUAGAUACUAGACAUAGGUCAUUGAUUAAUUUCCUUGUUUAUUGUCCUAAGAGAAUGGUAUUUGUAAAUUUAGUUGAUGCCUCAGAUAUUGUGAAGAGUACCAGAAACUUGUUUAAAUUGUUUGAUGAAGUAGUUACAUGGGUUGAUCCAAAAAACAUAGUUCACAUGGUUACUAAUAAUGCUUCCAAUUAUGUAUCUGUUGGUAAAUUGUUGUGUGAAAAGUAUAAAACUAUUAGUUGGUCUCCUUGUGCAGCACAUUGCCUGAAUCUUGUGUUGCAGGAUAUGGGAGACAUGCCUCAUGUGGAGAGACUCAAAAAACGUGCAUCCAAAGUUACAAUUUUUAUUUAUAAUCAUGUGGCUUUGAUUGCUUGGUUGAGGAAGAGACCUGGUUGGACAGAUAUUGUACGUGUAGGAGCAACAAGAUUUGCUACUACUUUCCUUUCAUUUGGAAGUCUUCAUCUGCAUAAGCAUGACUUGCAAGCCUUAGUGACUAGCAAGUUCUUUGUGGACAAUAGAUUGGUAAGAGAGUCAGAGGCAAAAGAAGUAGUUUCUAUCAUUUUAGAUAAUUCUUUUUGGGAUGAUAUUAAUGUUCUUGUCAAGAUUUCAUCGCCACUCAUUCGUUUGUUACGAAUUGUUGAUUCUGAUCAAAGGCCUGCAAUAGGAUAUAUGUAUGAAGGCAUGCAUAGAGCACGGUUGGGAAUCAAGAAGAUCUUCCGAAUGAAGAAGCAGUUGUACAAGCCAUACACCUCAAUUAUAAAAAACCGUUGGGACAAACAUUUGCAUAAAGAACUUCAUGCUGCUGCAUAUUGGUUAAAUCCCGAUUUUCAAUAUGAUGAGAAGAAUUUUUGUCGGAAACCAGCAGUACAAAUGGUUGUUUUGGACUACAUUGGGACAAAAUAUGAUGGUGAUAAAGAAAAGAUAAUUAAGGAAGCCCAAUAUUUUCGAGACCGUAUUGGGAGCUUUGAUAGAGAUCUUGCAUUGUCAACAAGCACAACCACUCAUCCAGAGGAAGACCCAUAUCUUAAUUAUGAAGAGUUGGAGAAUGCAAUUUAUGAAGAGGGUGCAUAUCCAACAAGUGCAGGGCCUUCUUCUAAUAUUGAAGAAUCUGUAGAUGAUAGUAGUGAGGUUGAAGGAAUUGAUUUGGGAACAUUUGGACAACCUGUUGGCCCUUCUCCUGGAUUUCCAGGGAAUGAUGAUGAGCAUGAUAACUAUCAUGACAUUGAUGAUUUAUGA